Prunus avium (sweet cherry) is the source of this 1191-nucleotide messenger RNA. RefSeq lists its product as uncharacterized. Gene Ontology annotation, biological process: fatty acid biosynthetic process. Gene Ontology annotation, molecular function: hydro-lyase activity. The record is from RefSeq and is a predicted model, not a curated record. Lineage: Eukaryota; Viridiplantae; Streptophyta; Magnoliopsida; Rosales; Rosaceae.
GAUGUUAUUCUUUCAAUUUCCAAUGGAUACUAGCAGCAACAACAAAUGAACAACUUUGUUAUCUCCGCCAUUGAAAGUCGAAACAAACCGCUUGACGUUUUGCACAAUCUCACAACCUGAAGAGUACCUGCCUCGUUACUGUCGUCCUCCGACCUUUUUAAAUGCCCGUAGUUGAUAAUUGCACAAACAAACACAGGCAUUGCCCCUAACCUCACUUCGCUUCUCUCUUUGUUUCCACCAACAACACAGAAAUGUCGACCGCAGCUUCCUCCACCACUCUGUUUUCUCCUGCUCCCAGUUCGCAGCCACCGAUCUUUCAUAAGCCAACGACUGCUUUAUCUCUCUCACGGGUCUCUCUUGGCCUUGGGCUUCCUAGAUCUCUGCCCCUAUCAACAACUCAUCUGAAAACUAGAAGAAAUUCAAGUCGUUUCACUACCUGUUGCUCCACAGAUGCUGCAAAAGCUCCCGACAAGGAGACCCCUAUUGAAUUGAGAUAUGAAGCAUUUCCUACUGUCAUGGAUAUCAAUCAGAUUCGUGAAAUUUUGCCUCACCGGUUUCCAUUUCUCUUAGUGGAUAGAGUGAUUGAAUACAAUCCUGGAGUUUCUGCUGUUGCAAUCAAGAAUGUAACAAUAAAUGAUAAUUUCUUUCCUGGGCAUUUUCCUGAGAGGCCAAUCAUGCCUGGUGUUCUCAUGGUUGAGGCAAUGGCACAGGUCGGUGGCUUGGUUAUGUUGCAACCGGAAGUGGGAGGCUCUCGUGACACUUUCUUUUUUGCUGGUAUUGACAAAGUGCGAUUUCGGAAACCAGUGAUUGCUGGCGACACAUUAGUGAUGAGAAUGACACUAGUCAAGCUGCAGAAACGCUUUGGAAUAGCAAAGAUGGAAGGCAAGGCCUAUGUGGGAGGUGAAGUGGUGUGUGAGGGAGAGUUUUUGAUGGCUACUGGUACUGGUAGUGACUGAUCUCGAAUGUUUUUGUUAUUUCAUCACUAAAAUUGGUUGAUCUUUGUGUUUUUGUUCUUUUCCUUUUCUCUUUUUCCUUUUUAAUCCUCUCGGCAGUUUACGCCUUGUGGCAGUUUGAUUAGAUUUACGUGUUUUAGGUGAGUUAAUCAGAAAAGGAUUUCUAUGCUUAGUUUUUGUAAUGAUUUGGAAGACAAGGUAUGAAGUUGUCUAAAUAUGGAAUAUUAUCUCUCCUAAA